GCCUGAGUAUCUUAGUAUCAUGCAAGUCCUCCCAGAAAAGUGCACUCCCGGAACGUUAGUGCCCUGAGCAAGGCUCGACCAAUCAUCGGCGAGACUUCGGUGCGCACGAUUACUAAACGGCGCCAUCACGACAGUGCGCAUCUAGCCACUUCCCUACUAAGGACUCCUGGCUAGGACGGACGGAGAACCGAUCAAAACCCCCCUCUCUCUCUCUCUCUCUCUCUCUCCAAAUCUUCAACGGCCGACCCUUGCUGACGCCCCAGGCUCUCUCUCUCUCUCUCUCUCUCUCUCUCUCUCUCUCUCUCUCUGUCAUAUUUCAGGGUUCGAUGGCCGCUCCACCUGCAAGGGCUCGAGCCGAUUACGACUACCUCAUCAAGCUCCUCCUAAUCGGCGACAGCGGUGUUGGUAAGAGUUGCCUUCUUCUGCGCUUCUCAGAUGGUUCAUUCACCACCAGUUUUAUUACUACCAUCGGCAUUGAUUUUAAGAUAAGAACCAUUGAGCUUGAUGGCAAGCGGAUCAAACUGCAAAUUUGGGAUACAGCUGGUCAGGAGCGUUUCAGGACAAUCACAACAGCAUACUACCGGGGAGCCAUGGGUAUCCUGCUGGUUUACGAUGUUACUGAUGAGUCGUCCUUUAACAACAUCAGGAACUGGAUCAGGAACAUUGAACAGCAUGCCUCUGACAACGUCAACAAGAUUCUGGUGGGGAACAAGGCUGAUAUGGAUGAAAGCAAAAGGGCUGUGCCUACCUCAAAGGGCCAAGCACUUGCUGAUGAGUAUGGCAUCAAGUUUUUUGAGACUAGCGCAAAGACGAACUUAAAUGUGGAGCAGGUUUUCUUUUCGAUAGCAAGGGAUAUUAAGCAAAGGCUUGCAGAAACAGACUCCAAAGCUGAGGCUCCCACGAUCAAGAUCAACAAACCGGACCAGGCGACUGGUGACGGUAAAUUGCCUGAGAAGUCGGCUUGCUGCGGGUAAUUGCAAACAAGGGAGGGGAGCAGUUUCUGGAGAUUGACUCUCUUUUGGAGACUAAUUGUUUGAUACAGAUAAAACGAUGUGAUGAUGGGUGCUUGUAUUUUUCUCCCUAUCAUUCUUUUCAACUACCUUUGUCUAGUGUGGAAUGUAGUCCCUCUCGGUCUUUGAGGAAUUUAUUAUAUGAUGACACUCUUUUUUCUUUGGAUUGGGAUAACAAAAACCCUAGAAAUGUUAGAGUUGGGAUGGCCAUUAAAUAUGAUGAUGAAAAUGCUACCUUUUAUGUAGAA
Molecule: messenger RNA, 1258 nt
Organism: Magnolia sinica
Lineage: Eukaryota; Viridiplantae; Streptophyta; Magnoliopsida; Magnoliales; Magnoliaceae
Product: ras-related protein RABE1c-like
Exons: 9
Coding region: 327-974 (215 amino acids)
Biological process (GO): regulation of exocytosis; protein secretion
Molecular function (GO): GTPase activity; GTP binding
Source: RefSeq, a predicted model, not a curated record